Messenger RNA from Pectinophora gossypiella (pink bollworm), 1445 nucleotides. RefSeq lists its product as uncharacterized. The transcript is spliced from 2 exons. NCBI's taxonomy places the organism in Eukaryota, Metazoa, Arthropoda, Insecta, Lepidoptera, Gelechiidae. The coding region runs from base 165 to 1379 and encodes 404 amino acids. The record is from RefSeq and is a predicted model, not a curated record.
AACAAAGAAAAUUUAUUUUCCGAGAAAUUUAGACUGCUAAAUUCGCAAGAACACACAGAAGAAAUCAAUUGGUCAUGCAGCGAUUCGAGUGAUUUCGAAAAUGUACCGAUUACCGAAAGAGUUUGCAACUUGUCUAACAAGAUGCACCCAAAGAAGUCGAAAAUAUGAAUAAAUCGCCUAUCCUGCAAAGAAAAAGCAAGUCUUUAAGCCUUCAAAAGUCUCCUGUUCUCGCGUCUACACCGCAGUUUUUCCCGCCAUAUAAAUGCACAAAGGUGGAACCAAGCUCUCCUAUUAUAACUUGUAAAGUUGCUGAACAGCAUCCUAAAAUAAAUGUACCUGAUAAAAGUCCGAUAUUACUGCUUAAAUACAGCUCACCAAGAGCAUCUCCAAAAGUGAAGAAAAAGUUGUUCAAAGUGACCGAAACUCGCAAGGAAAUUGAACAAACAUGCAACAAAGAAGACAGUAUUGAUGUUUCACUUGUAAAUAUAAGGGAAAGUGAAAGAAAUCUGCACUUAGAUAGAAGAAAAAAUGAAGAAUGUUGCAGAAAUAAUAAAAUUAACAGGUCAAAAUAUGAAUCUAUAAAAAAUUAUAGCAAUGAAACAAAUGAUCAUCUGCCAAGAUUGUUAAGUACUGGAAGAGAUGAUGAAAUAAAACUAGAAAAUGAUUGCGAAGACAAUGUAAAAUUGAAAUCUGUAAAUGGUUCAAUAAACGAACCAAAUGAUGAAGACGACAGCUUUAAGAUGCUGAAGACAGAAAACGUAGAUUUAGUUAAAAGAGUAAAGUCAUAUUUUGACAGCCAUUUUAGCUCAGGAACGACCUCACAGCAUUCUAUAAGUGAUUGUACCACACAGCAAAAUUCCAAAACGAGUGACGAAUUUGAUAUCAUUUCAUUUGUAACUCAAGUGAACUCAAACAGAGCUAGUUCACAAUCUGAACAGGAUGCUAUAAGCAAAAAUCCAUCACCCAUUAGUUCCCAAUCGGCCGAAAUCAAUGACAAACCAAAAAAGAUCCGCUACAAAAAAAAUGGUCUAUCUUUUAGGCUGAACACUAUUUUAAAAAAACAAAACGCUAAUGUUUCUUUAUGGCAACAUGAAAAGUUUUUAGCAGAAAGUUCAAAUUUUGUUAUUCCUAAAGGUGAGCAUCUUGUGUUCCAAAUUCAAAAAGCAGAAUUCAAAUAUGGCUGCUACUUAUUAGAAGUUGUUGAUGUAAAUAACUUACAUUUCUUGAUACUCAUCAACUCAUGUUAUGUACAAAAUGUGAAUAUUACUCAAAAUAUGAUUUUAAAACUAUAUGACCCUUACAAAAUAGUGGAAUUCAAAGAAGAUUGUAAACUUAUAAUCAAUACUUGUAAAUUUGAAUGCAUAUCUUUAAGGCAAUAAGUAUUUGUAUGGUUUUAUUUUAUAAUAAUAAUUGUUGUUAAUUCAUUUUAUAAAUAAAAAUACUUU